CCCCAUCAUUGCACCACCACUCACCCUUGCUCCUCUCGAGUCGAAACAUGUCAAAGAAAGCCCCCGCCGCUGCUGCGUCCCUGUUGCGCUUGGUUGUCCCCGCUGGAAAGGCAACACCUUCGCCCCCUAUCGGCCCCGCCCUUGGUCAGCGCGGUGUCAAGUCGAUGGAUUUCUGUAAACAAUUCAAUGACAGGACCAAGAACGUCGAGGCCGGUACUCCACUCCCAGUUAUCAUCGCCGUCAAGAGCGACCGCAGCUUCACUUUCGUCACAAAGUCUCCUCCAACCUCCUUUUUCCUCAAGCGCGCUGCAGGCAUUGAGAAGGGCGCGACGAGCAUUGGCAAGGAACACCCAUUUGUUGGCAAGGUCAACUUGAAGCAGGUCUAUGAGAUCGCAAAGAUCAAGCAGGCGGAUGAAGGCAUGGGACACUUGUCGCUCAAGGGGAUCUGCUCUGGAAUUGUCGGAAGCGCAAAGUCUAUGGGCAUUGAGGUGGUCGCAUAAGCAGGAUGCAGUACAAUUGCUCGAUAUGGAUCAGGACCACGUUAACGGCAAACACUGGAUAAUCAAAUUGAGGAGGCAGUCGAUACGGACAGCAUUGUAAUAUAAUAAAUAACACUCGCGCAUAAAGAUCAUAUUUCUCAGC
Gamsiella multidivaricata is the source of this 642-nucleotide messenger RNA. Its product is annotated as mitochondrial ribosomal protein L11. The record is from RefSeq and is a predicted model, not a curated record. Bases 48 to 500 code for a protein of 150 amino acids. Gene Ontology annotation, molecular function: structural constituent of ribosome; large ribosomal subunit rRNA binding. Gene Ontology annotation, cellular component: ribosome; mitochondrial large ribosomal subunit. Lineage: Eukaryota; Fungi; Mortierellomycota; Mortierellomycetes; Mortierellales; Mortierellaceae. Gene Ontology annotation, biological process: translation. The transcript has a single exon.